AUAUAGUAUUAUUUUCGUAUGGGAGAAGAAGAGCCCAAGGCCAUUCCAGUGGAAGAAUCAAACCCUUCUGUGGCUGUUUCUGUAGCAACGACAGACAUGGCCAGAACUCACACCACACUAUCACCUCCCAAACCUUCGUGGUUCACUCCAAAAAGGUUACUCAUUAUAUUUUGUGUGAUUAACUUGUUAAAUUACGUGGAUCGAGGAGCAAUAGCAAGCAAUGGUGUGAAUGGUAGUCGCAGAACUUGCACAACAAGUGGUACAUGCUCCUCUGGUAGUGGAAUUCAGGGUGAUUUUAACUUGAACAAUUUCGAGGAUGGCGUUCUAUCUUCUGCUUUCAUGGUUGGACUUCUUGUGGCAUCUCCAAUAUUUGCAUCUUUAGCGAAGAGCGUUAAUCCAUUUAGGCUUAUCGGAGUUGGAUUGACAGUUUGGACUUUUGCUACUGCUGGUUGUGGUUUUUCAUUUGAUUUCUGGUCCAUCACAUUCUGCCGCAUGUUAGUGGGUGUUGGUGAGGCUUCUUUUAUAAGUCUUGCAGCUCCUUUCAUUGAUGAUAAUGCUCCAGUUGCGCAGAAAACAGCAUGGCUGGCUAUAUUUUAUAUGUGUAUACCCUCUGGAAUUGCACUUGGUUACGUUUACGGUGGAUUGGUAGGAGGUCAUUUCAAUUGGCGUUUUGCAUUCUGGGGGGAGGCAAUUCUGAUGCUUCCAUUUGCUAUUUUAGGUUUUGUUAUGAAACCUUUGCAAAUGAAAGGUUUUGCUCCUGCUGGAUCAAAAAAGGCAUUGAUAGGUGUGGAAACCGCUGUCUCAGAAAGUCAAGAUAUAUAUAGCACUACAGAACUCAAGCUUUGGAGAGAGGCUCCAAUUGGAACAAACCUAUACUGUUACAAAAAUGAGGAUGUUCCAAAUGAUGUUUCAAAAGGUAGGGGUGACACAUUGUCCACAAAGGAAGAGUUCGCAGAUGAAAGCUCUAAUAAACCUUCCAAGUCAAAAGGUGCAAGCAGUGGUUCGAAUCAGUUCUCAAGAUUUAUGAAAGAUAUUAAAGUGCUUCUGCUUGAGAAAGUUUAUGUUGUAAACGUUUUAGGAUAUAUAGCAUACAACUUUGUCAUUGGUGCAUAUUCAUAUUGGGGGCCAAAGGCCGGUUAUAAUAUAUAUCACAUGAACAAUGCAGAUAUGAUAUUUGGAGGGGUUACAAUUGUGUGUGGGAUCCUGGGAACACUGGCAGGAGGUUAUGUUCUGGAUUAUAUGAAUUCCACAAUCUCCAAUGCUUUUAAGCUUCUUUCAGUGGCAACGUUUGCGGGAGCGGUAUUUUGCUUUAGUGCCUUUUGUUUUAAGAGCCUCUAUGUUUUCCUAGUUCUUUUCUCAAUUGGUGAACUACUUGUAUUCGCCACUCAGGGUCCUGUGAAUUAUGUGUGUCUCCAUUGUGUUAAACCAAGUAUGAGGCCGAUAUCUAUGGCCAUGUCUACUGUCUUGAUUCACAUAUUUGGUGAUGUACCUUCCUCUCCACUUGUUGGAGUUCUCCAGGAUCAUAUUAACAACUGGAGGAAAACUGCUCUGAUUUUGACAUCUAUUCUGUUUCUGGCAUCUGGAAUAUGGUUUAUUGGUAUCUUCCUUCACAGUGUGGACAGAUUCAAUGAAGAUAGUGAGAAUGAAGUAGCCAUAAGCGACAGGUCAAACACAACACCGUUGCUUGAAGAGAAGACAGCAGAAACAACCGAACCUUCUGGUGAACCAUAAAGUGCUAGUCAGAAUAACAAGCAAUCGAUUCUGGCUGUGCGCCUUACAUGAAUUUCAUGUACAUGCUCUGCUUGAUGCUUUUCUUUUCUGUAGAUAACGCUCCAAUUGUGGUUAGAAUCUGUUCAUAUUGUUGAUAGUUUUAAAAGAACGGUGCAAGAUUUUGAAAUGAUUCUCUUAACAAGGCUUCGGCAGUUUUAGGGCUUACAUUUCUAAUUUGUUUGCUGUAAGAGGGUGUGUAAUCCUCAUGUUGAAUGCUAGUUUGAUUAAUAAUAGUUCUUUGAAAUAAUUUUUCAGAAUA
Molecule: messenger RNA, 2029 nt
Organism: Cornus florida
Lineage: Eukaryota; Viridiplantae; Streptophyta; Magnoliopsida; Cornales; Cornaceae
Product: probable sphingolipid transporter spinster homolog 2
Exons: 17
Coding region: 19-1731 (570 amino acids)
Biological process (GO): transmembrane transport
Cellular component (GO): membrane
Molecular function (GO): transmembrane transporter activity
Source: RefSeq, a predicted model, not a curated record